AUGGCCUUGAAGUGUGUGGAGUUGGGGUGCAGCGCUUCAUCAGGCCUCCACACUAGCCCUAGCAAAGGGGACGCCGCAUGUCGUUAUGAAGAGCCGACGCAGCUGAUCCUGUAUGGCAGGAUGAUGAUGCAACAGCAGAUGAUGCAGCAGCAAAUGGCACAGCAGCAGCAAUCGGGAGCAGGCGCGCAUGUUGUGGCUGUUGUGGAGGAUGUGGAAGCUGCCAGGGCUGCCAGGGUUGUGGCUAUGGCUGCGGAGGGUGUCAGGGAUGUCAGGCAUGCCAAGGCUGCCAGGGCUGUCAAGGCUAUCAAGCAUGCCAGGGUUGCCAGGGUUGCCCGGGCCAAGGGUGCCAAGGGUGUUGGGCUGGCGGAGGUUGCUGCCAGGGUUGUGGUGGCUGUGGUUGUCAAGGCUGCGCAGGUGGCUGUGCUGCCGGCGGCUGUGCUGCCGCUGGCUGUGCUUCCGGUGGCUGUGGACCGGGUUGUGGAGGCGGCCAUGGAGCCUGCAGCGGAUGCAGUGGUGCCACAGGAAAAGGUGGAACUGGUUAUGAAGAUCGCAACAUGCUCCAAGGAGGAGGACCGGUAUGGAGACGAUCAAGGCAGUGGGUGGAAAGGUGGAGAUGCUUGGGGUGGCAAAAAGGGCCGCGGGGCCAACAAGGGCCAAGGCAAGAACAGUGGUAGUGCCGGCGGCGGUGGCGGCGGCAAGGACCGUGGCAAAGGCCGAGGCCGCGAUCGCGACGAUGAAUGGGCGGCGCUAGGUCGCAUGCGGAAUGCUGCUGCAGGCUGA
Molecule: messenger RNA, 780 nt
Organism: Symbiodinium sp. CCMP2592
Lineage: Eukaryota; Dinophyceae; Suessiales; Symbiodiniaceae
Source: the annotation of a GenBank genome assembly